CUCCCUCUCGAUUUAAAACCCUUCUUUUGCCUUCUCGCUCCCAAAAUCCGAAUCCCGAAAAAAGAUGGCGAAUGCAAGCGAUCGAGACAUGGACUGGGAUUUCCAUAUCAGAUCUCUCUCCGCCAACGUCCGAGAUUCUUCCUCCGCAAGCGACCCCGCUUCCGACCCUUCCCUUCUCCCAUCCGUGAAGAAGCUCUACGAGAUGUGCAAGGCCGAUAACUCGGAUGAUUUGAUACCUAGGGUUUAUUCUCAUAUAAACAAGCUCUUCCAACGGUCCAUCGCAUCGCUAACUCAAACCCGUACAUCCAACGGCCUACUACUGCUGGCCAUUCUUCAAUUUUUUCUUGAUUUUGGAGAGGUGGUUCUACAUGAUGCUGAUCCUAGUCUGAGGACAUUUUUCCGUUCAUGCUUGAGUCGAGAGUUUGCUGACCCUGUUGUUGCAGAGGCAACCCUCGAUUUUCUUAACCAGAAUAAAUUGAAACUUCUAAAUUCUUUUCCAACUUUGCUCCCACAGUUCUUCCCAUUGCUGCUAAAGUUGAUUGCAUGGAAUGGAGAGAAAUUAGUGGAAUCAUUUUUGCAGGUUUUUCCGGGAAUGAUGUCACCUGGUUCAUUUCUUCCACUUUUCCCAUCGCUUGUGGAUCUGCCAAUACUUGUGGUGGCAUUGGAAAAGGUGGAGCGGAGCUCAGGAUCUCUGAUUGGGAGUAGCAUUGCUUCAAUCCAGAAGAGUACGGCUCCUGAGAUGCUGCUUGCACUGAUGGAUGAGGCCUAUACUGGUUCGACCAUAGAAGAUAGAGGAGGGGACUCGGGAUCUGAUGAUAAUAGUACUAUAGAUGUUUCUGAUUCCAUGUUUCUUGACCUCCUUAAGGAUGAGAAUGAUGGGCUAGCUGAACGUCACUGGACGUCUCCUGGGAUAGUAGCAGCAUUACAGGCUGCAAUUAAUAGCCCUCAAUCUGAAAGACUAAGACAAGCAAUUCAUAUGGCACCUCGGUUUCUUGACUUGUACUUUGCAAUAGCACUGCAGGAUGUUAAUGAUUCUCUAAUUUGUGCUUUAAUUCCGCUAACUUUGACAAGAAAUGCCACAAUAUUUCCAGAUAAGACUUUCUCUUUCGAGGUUCGAAGGAGGGUUUUAGAAUUCAUGCUAGCUGCAUUUCAACGAUCCCCAAAUUUCAUUGCACUGCUGAAGAAGCCUAUCAUCGACAGACUUGCAGAAGCUUAUGACAGCCCUGCAAAGACAGAGUUGGCAUUACAGCUAUGUUGGGCCAUUGGGGAGCAUGGAGGUGGAGGCAUAUCACACAGGGAUGCAGCUCGAGAACUUUUUGAGAGUUUAGAAUUACUUCUAUACGAGAAUCUUUCAUCUAGUCGUUUAGGCUUAAGCCAGGAAUCAGCUCUGAGCACAGAUGCUACAGCCUUUAGAAAAUCAUCGCAGGCUAGGCUGCUAUGUUUCGUAGUGACAGCUAUUGCAAAGCUUGCUACAUGCCACCGUGAAUUACUUCCAAGGGCCCGCGUAUCCUUGGCCAAGGUGGCCCGAUCACAAAGCUCAGACAUGAGGGUUUGGAGGCGUGCUCGUGACUAUUUGGGAUUAAUGAAUGAACCAGCAAUCUCCUUGUCAGUCCUGGGAGCUUCAAGUGGGAGCCACCCAAGCCCUGGCACCGUCAACUGGAGUGAAGGAGGCUCAAAGAUGAUUGCUCAUAUUCCAUUUUACAUCCUAGCCGAACAAGAAGGUCCACCCUUUCAUGACUUUUCCUAUUCAGACAUCCUCCCCAGCAGAUGAAGGCUCCCCAUUGUAAAGACACUGUAGAGUACUUUUUGGACAGGGUCCUAUUAUUGUGAACUGAUCAAAGCAUUCGGUACUGCAGCAUAAAUGGACCUUAUUUAGCAUUAUCAUUCAGCUGGAGAAAGAAAGUGAUUUGAAGCAGCCUUCCAAACAACGGACUUUUCCACCUUUGGUUGUGGUUUGAUGGCUUUUUAUUUCCAUCGUCCAUGUAAGAGGGCCAAACAUCCAGCAGUUAAGAUUGACUGAUGGGUGUGUUUCAAUGGAUGGACAAUCUGGUAAGCCAUGUUUAUAGUGAGCUUGUCCGUUCAU
Magnolia sinica is the source of this 2083-nucleotide messenger RNA. RefSeq lists its product as uncharacterized. NCBI's taxonomy places the organism in Eukaryota, Viridiplantae, Streptophyta, Magnoliopsida, Magnoliales, Magnoliaceae. The transcript has 17 exons. The record is from RefSeq and is a predicted model, not a curated record. Bases 65 to 1771 code for a protein of 568 amino acids. Gene Ontology annotation, cellular component: AP-5 adaptor complex.